AGCCGCAUAGGCAAUGUCAAACACGCGGGCAUCAAAAGCAAAAUAAAGCAACGUGCGUGCUCAUUUUCGUCCUACAAAUUCGUAAACAAAACAGUAAUUUAAUUAACUUUACACCGCAUACUCGUUGAAUAUAGUUUACCGAAAUGUCUCUACGCAUCACCGACGCUACGGAAGGUCAGCUGCAAGUACACCUAACCACCAAGCAGAAACAGUAUGCGGUUCCGGAUGUUCCAUACUCGAUCCGCGCCAACGUCGGUACGGCCGAGCUAAAUACGCUGCUGAGCACACUACUGAAGGACUCGGGCAAAGAGAAUGUGACUAAGAUAAAGUUCGAUUUCCUGCUGAAUGGAGAGUUUGUGAAAACUGCCCUGUCGCAGCAUUUGAAGGAACGGGACAUCUCGUUCGAAGAUACAAUCGAGCUCGAGUACGUGGAGCGUUAUCCUGCCCCAGAACCACAGGAUUGUCUGUUGCACGACGAUUGGGUGUCGGCGGUCCAGGCAAAAGAUGGAUGGAUUCUUACCGGCACGUACGACAAUACGGUGAAUCUGUGGAAUACGAAGGGCAAACACAAACUUACCAUCCCCGGACACGUGGCACCGGUUAAGGGAGUGGCAUGGAUAUCGUUGAACGAGCAGACCGGUGUUUUUGCCAGUGCGAGCCACGAUCAGACCGUCAUGAUCUGGGAGUGGAAUGUAACGAGCAAUUCGGUCGAGUGUGUGCACGUGUGCAAAGGGCACGAGCGUGGCGUUGGCUGCAUUGCGGUCAAUCCAUCCAAGACGCAGAUGGCCUCGGGCAGUAUGGAUACGAUGCUGAAGAUCUGGACUACCGAGCUGCACAAUGACAAGGGAGAACCGUCCGCCACGAAGAAGGCAAAGCUGGAGCAAGAUAAUGUCCGCACGCCGGUAAUUACACUAGCCGGGCAUCGUGAGUUUGUGUCGGGCGUGCAGUGGAUCGACAAUACGACCGUCGCUACUUGCUCCUGGGAUCACACGAUUAAGCUAUGGGACCUUACGCUUGGUGGUAUCAAGUCGGAAUUUUCCGGCAACAAGUCGUUCUUCGAUCUGAGCUACUCACCGUUAAAUGGCAUGAUCAUUACCGCUUCCCCAGACAAAAAUCUUCGCCUUUAUGAUCCACGUUCGAAGCAUGGUAAUUUCGUGAAGAACACUUUCCUUGGACACACGCAAUGGGUACAGACUUGCCGGUGGUCGACAACGAAUGAGUAUCUGUUCGUUUCCGGCGCGUACGAUAAUCGCGUCAAGAUGUGGGACUAUCGCUCUCCGAAGGCUCCAAUCUUUGAACUGAUCGGUCACGAGGAUAAGGUGCUGGCGUGCGAUUGGUCCAACCCGAAGUACAUCCUAUCCGGCGGAUCGGACAACGCGCUGCGCGUUUUCAAAUCGAAAAUAGCAGUUAAUAACGCGACCGACGAUUGAACUAUUUCCGACUUUAAAUGUUAAGCAAACUAGAUUGUCCGUUUGGAAGCAUACGAUAUUGUAAAUGUGUA
Molecule: messenger RNA, 1501 nt
Organism: Anopheles maculipalpis
Lineage: Eukaryota; Metazoa; Arthropoda; Insecta; Diptera; Culicidae
Product: ribosome biogenesis protein WDR12 homolog
Exons: 3
Coding region: 144-1430 (428 amino acids)
Biological process (GO): ribosome biogenesis
Cellular component (GO): preribosome, large subunit precursor
Molecular function (GO): protein binding
Source: RefSeq, a predicted model, not a curated record